UCUCUCAUUAACAAAAACUUCUAAAAUCUCAACAAUUAAUCUUUUCUUUUCCUAUUGGUAAUUCUAACAAAACCUCAACUUCUAAAUGCAACAAUUGGUGCCUUCAUGGCUAGAGAAGCUGUUAUCAUCAGAAUUUUUCUCUGUGUGUCGGACACAUGGAGACGCCGCUAGAAGUGAAUGUAACAUGUACUGCAUUGAUUGCAACGACGAAGCAUUUUGUUUUUACUGUCGAUCUUCUAGACACAAAGAGCAUCAAGUCAUUCAGAUAAGGAGAUCAUCAUAUCACGACGUCGUGAGAGUUUCAGAGAUCGAAAAGGUGUUAGAUAUCGAAAAUGUUCAAACGUAUGUGAUCAACAGUGCAAAAGUUGUGUUUCUAAAUGAGAGAAGGCAACCUAAAUCAACAGGAAAGGGAGGUUCUCACUUUUGUGAAGUUUGUGCGAGGAGCCUUUUGGACGCUUUUCGUUUUUGCUCACUUGGGUGUAAGGUUAUUAGCCUAAUCUCCCACUCUCAAUUAUUUAUCAUUCAUAAUUAG
Erigeron canadensis is the source of this 532-nucleotide messenger RNA. RefSeq names its product protein RGF1 INDUCIBLE TRANSCRIPTION FACTOR 1-like. Lineage: Eukaryota; Viridiplantae; Streptophyta; Magnoliopsida; Asterales; Asteraceae. The record is from RefSeq and is a predicted model, not a curated record. The transcript has 3 exons. The coding region runs from base 86 to 532 and encodes 148 amino acids.